UGGCCAGUGAGAGAGACUACCCCUACAAGGCACGUGCCAGGCGGGACAGAUGUCAGGCCAAUAAGUUAAGGGUCGCCAGGAUCCACAGCUUCACCAGACUGCCCCCAAAUGAGCAGGACAUGACCCGCUACGUGGCUGGCAACGGACCCAUCGUCGUAAGCGUCAACGCGGCGCUGCUGCAGCUGUACGUCGGGGGAGUUUUGCAUCCGACCCGUUCUAACUGUGACCCCAAUUUUCUAAACCACAAUGUCCUGCUGGUGGGCUUUGGGUUCGAUAAUAAUUCCUCUCACUGGAUCCUGAAGAAUUCUUGGGGCCUGAACUGGGGAGAGAAGGGCUAUUUCCGGCUGCAUCGUGGGAGCAACGCCUGUGGGAUCGCCAGUCGUCCCAUCACUGCCGUGAUCCCAGAUUACAAGCCCCGCAUCUACUGUCCACAAUGAGACCGUCAACCCUGUCCACCCGGUGGCCUGCAUUGCUCUAAACCCCCCACUGCCCCCUACACCACGGCUCCAGCAGAGACCACUCCCAUUUUUGACCCGCCCCAAACAAUCCCACAUCCCAGCCCGUCGGUGGAAUAACCUGGGAGAAGCCUCCUGGGUGAAGAUGGCCAGUCUUGGCCACUCCCCCGAAUCCUUCUGGUUCCCCAGCCGCCCGUUUAGGGCUGCGUCCCUCUGCCCACUUCCCCCUCCUCUCCCCCUCCCCUCCCUCCAGCUCCUCGACCAUAGUAUAGGGCUGCAUCCCCCUGCUCGCUCCCCGCGUAUCUGCCCUUAGUCUCCCUCCGGUUCCCUGACCUCCAACUUAGGGCUGAGUCCCCCUUUCCCCCUUCCUCCGCACACACACUUUUCUUUCUCGCUCCUCUGUCCCCAGCUGAGGCCUGGACGUCUCCUUAAUCACCUGAGCAGCAGGACCCUGCCUCCAUAGUCGCUGCUGAUGCAGCCAUUUUACUGUCACCAUGGAGUCUGGGGGGCGGAGGGUGGUGGCCUGUCCUCCCCCUGGAGGGAAGGGGCCAGUUAUGAUAUGGGCUCAGGAGGCAGCUCCAGAGGGUCCCCUUAUAGUGGUCCCAGAGUGCCUGGGGCCUGCCGAGGGAGGGGAAGGAAGGGGGAGCACAGCCAGGAGGCCGUUCCCUGGAGCGGAAACUCCCUGAGGGGAGGGCUCAUCCUGCCAAUCCUAUUGUCCUCUUGCAAACUUAGCUUAGAAGGCGCUCAAUAAAUAUGAUUGAUGAAUUGAUUGA
This is a messenger RNA of Ornithorhynchus anatinus (platypus), 1228 nucleotides long. RefSeq names its product cathepsin W-like. Gene Ontology annotation, molecular function: cysteine-type endopeptidase activity. Lineage: Eukaryota; Metazoa; Chordata; Mammalia; Monotremata; Ornithorhynchidae. Gene Ontology annotation, cellular component: lysosome. The record is from RefSeq and is a predicted model, not a curated record. The transcript is spliced from 5 exons. The coding region runs from base 120 to 437 and encodes 105 amino acids.